Messenger RNA from Trifolium pratense (red clover), 1583 nucleotides. Its product is annotated as gamma-glutamyl hydrolase 2-like. Gene Ontology annotation, biological process: tetrahydrofolylpolyglutamate metabolic process. Gene Ontology annotation, cellular component: vacuole. The transcript is spliced from 10 exons. The record is from RefSeq and is a predicted model, not a curated record. Bases 213 to 1232 code for a protein of 339 amino acids. Lineage: Eukaryota; Viridiplantae; Streptophyta; Magnoliopsida; Fabales; Fabaceae. Gene Ontology annotation, molecular function: gamma-glutamyl-peptidase activity.
UAUAGAAAGAAGAAGAUAAUUCUCCUCAUAUGCUUCUGAUAAUGGUGGUUGAGUGAAGUGGGUCCGUUGAAAAUCAUGUUAACGACUCAACGUGCUUUUCAGCUUUUUUUUUUUUGAAAAAACACAAAACGUGCUUUUCAGCUUAUUUAAACACGACGCUAAUUAGCGAUGAUGAUUACUUCCAUCAUCUCCAUACUAUUCACUUCUCCAACAUGUCAAACGUCGUCGUUUUAUUUCUCUUCCUUAUCUCAAUCUUCCUCCAACCCUCUCACUCAGAAAUUCUUCUCCCGAGUCAACUCAACCGUGACUCGCUCAUCUCAUCACCGACGAGUUGUCCUGCGCCGGAUCCUACCCUCUACUACCAACCGGUUAUCGGAAUUCUCAGUCACCCCGGCGACGGUGCUUCCGGUCGUCUCAGUAAUGCUACCGGUGCUAACUACAUCGCUGCUUCAUAUGUUAAAUUUGUUGAAGCUGCUGGUGCUAGAGUUGUUCCACUCCUCUUUACUGAGUCAACAGAGAUUCUUCUCAAGAAACUCGAAUUGGUAAAUGGGGUUCUCUUCACUGGUGGAUGGGCUAAAGAUGGUUUAUAUUUUGAAACUGUUAAAACAAUAUUUAAGAAAGCUUUAGAGAAGAAUGACGCUGGAAACUAUUUCCCAUUAUAUGGCGUCUGCUUAGGCUUCGAACUCAUAACAAUGAUCGUUAGUGAGGACAAUAAUAUUCUUGAAGAAUUUGGAGCAAGAAAUCAGGCAAGUAGCCUUCAAUUUGUGGAGAAUGCAUAUAUAGAAGGAUCUGUAUUUCAAAGAUUUCCUCCAGACUUGUUACAGAAGUUGAGUACAGAAUGUCUUGUCAUGCAAAAUCACUAUUAUGGCAUAUCCCCAGGAACGCUCCUGAGCAAUGAAAAGUUAUCUAGUUUUUUCGAGAUCUUGACAGUUAGCACCGAUGAAAAUGAUAAGGUUUAUGUUUCCACAGUACGUUCUCGUAAUUAUCCGGUGACUGGCUUCCAAUGGCAUCCAGAGAAAAAUGCCUUUGAAUGGGGCUCAGCAAAAAUUCCACACACGGAAGAUGCCAUUCGAACGACUCAGUAUGUUGCGAACUUUUUGAUCAGUGAAGCAAGGAAAUCCUUAAACAGACCAGAUGCUCAAGAAUUGCGAGACAAUCUCAUUUACAAUUACAGACCCACUUAUGGUGGGAAGGCAGGGAAAGGAUAUGAUGAAGUUUAUAUAUUUGAAUAAGUCUAAUGCUGGAGAUAUCAUUGUGCAUGAUAAUUUGGUGUAUAUAUGUUUGUAUAAUUGUACUGGUGUUGUGUGAGUUUGGGUGCACGUAAAUUUGUAGCUUUCCGGUUGAGCAUGCAUCUGAACACUUGAAAACUGGUAAAUAAUAACAGUGUUGUGUAGUGUCAUAUACACGACACCAGUAUGUAUUCAUUAUUAUGCACAAUAUUUGUUGUAUGAUAGCAUUCAGCAUUGUACCAAAUGAUAUGCUUAUUAUUAGCCCUUUGUAUUGUAUCCUGUUACUGUCUAGUAUUUGGCCUAUGCUUUUGUAGGGAAAUAAGUAACUUUUUAAUGGCAUGCUGUAUUGUUUUA